AUGUCAACAACAAGUAGUAAUGGCAGUACCAAUGGUGUUGCGUGUGUUAUCAACAACAACAAUGGACAUUGCUCAAACAAUAAUAGGAAGUUUGUAAACUUGAUCAUUAGGAAUGUAGUUCAACAGAAUAGUAUACCAGAUGGAACUAUACCAUCACCAGAGGCACAGUUCUCUCUCACCAAGUACUUUGACGAUCCCAACACUGUCGAUCUUGUAUUCUUAAACAUGAUGGACAGGGUACGAAAUGAACGAUCACAUUAUGAACAGGUAUUGUCAAGGAUAUUGAAGCUCAUCAAGAAUAAUAUAGCUUUGCAUCCACCUUCGGUACAGACUCUGCUGGACUUGGAUGCCUUUUGUGUCAUAACGGCACAGACCUCAAGCAAUCAAUUACAAAAGAGCAUAACAUAUAUUAGAGCAUUGAUAUCCAAUCAGAUGCGUGUUGUUCAACAACAGCAAUUGACAGGCUCAGGCUCAUCCGAUAAACAGCAGCUACCAAAGAUCAGGAUGACAACUUCGACAUCGAGCAAUGUUGGUCUGGCAAGGACCCGAAGUCAAUCGGCCACUGCAUCAAUGUCACACAACUUGCGCGACAGCUCCGACUCGGGACACAAUUCCCGGGAUCCAACUAUAUUACAGCGUGCAUCACUGGAUCUGUCGAAUGGCGCCAACAACAGCACCAACACUGUGGGAUCUGGCUCGUCGUCUGUCAACUCGAACCAUUCGUCGCCAUACUCUGACUCGCCACUGCGCAGUGCACUGUCGACAUCGCUCAACAAUGCGCCACUCUCGCCCAACCUCGUCUCGUCGUACACAUCCAACUCUUCGGCCAUGUCACAGGCGCUAGACACGCCAAUGUCAUUCUCUGGCAGUUCAAUUCCUACCGUUGGCUCAUCACACCACCUGCUCAAGGACAGUUCGUCAUCAGUCGUAUACGCUCCCACUCAAGAGGAUGGAUACAUCUGCGACCUAAUCAAUCUCAAGACAUGGGGAAAGAUCAAUUCACAAACUAGACAGAAGAUACAGAGUAUGUUGACACACUCACCAUUUGGCAUUAUGAAGAGUGGGGAGGCCAAGGGCAAGGACAUCUUCCAAUGUCCAGACGACACUAGUAACAUGAAGCCAAUCAAGAUUGUCCAACAGGCAAAGAAGAAGGUGGAGAGAAAGGACGCAACGAUCACACUGAGGCGAAGGAAGGCACCGGCACUAUUCCAGUACAAGUAUUAUAAGGAACAGGAACCACUCAAGAUCAGUGAGGACGAGAGACAGCAGGUGAUCAGAGUGAUCAAUAACCCCUCGACACCACAAGAGCGAUCAAUCGCUUCAAAGAUAUUCAUCAAGAUUCUCCUGGAUAUAUAUUGCAAGAGUGGCUUGGAUGGCGAGAAGACGGUGCUUGCCUACUUGAAGCAGAUCAUCACGAGCGACCACAAGGACGCCCGCAUCCACCUGUUCAACAUCAUCUACAACCUGUCAGUGCAUAUCAACAUCUACUCGGAGCUGAAGCUCAUUGACGAUGGAUCGUCUGGAAUGAUUGGCGAGCUGCAGGACUCAGUCUACUCUUUGCUUCGCGACAUCCUCAAUCACUGUGUGCAAAACAAGGAGAGAGAUGAGAAGGUCUGGAUGGAGGCACUCAACUGCACACUCUUCUUUAUCGUCCAUCAAGGUGUCGUACUGCGCAGUCGACUACUCCAGCUCAACCCACAAGCCAUCGCCUGCUUCCUCAAGUACGCCCACGACGCCAGCGAUCAAAUCAAACGCACCCUGGUCAGGAUGUUAUGUAACUUCUUGUACAAGGACGCAAUACCAAACCAACAAGGACAUAUCUACCUGAAUGAGGAUGAGCUGAAUAAGGUUGGAGGCAUCGACUUCAUCCUUAAGCUAUACACCACCAUUCGUUCCAAUGAAGCCAAGAACAACCUAUUCGUUGUGAUCUUUGAUUAUGCCCUACAGAGUUCACUCAAGAGUCAGACCAUCUCAGAGACACAACUGACACAGGAGGCACCAUUGUUGUUGGAACUGUUCAAACGAGCAGACGUUCCACAUUACUUUGUACAGUUGUUCAAGUGCAUACCUGAGAAGGACUUUGUCUCGGACUUCUUCCUCUUCACUACAAUGUCAACGUCGUCGGCAUCUUCACAGGGCAAGCUUACAGAGGCCACUUACUCUGAAGACCUUAUCAUCAAGUUCUCAAUGAAGGUGCAUGAGCUGGCGAUCAGAUUCCAAAAGGUUGAGGCCAACCUCGAGUCACAAGAACCUGACAAGACAGCUGCACUGCUACAACAAUGGUUGUUCAAUGAUCAUGAUGAAGUGGUCAGAAACAAUGGAGUCAACUUAUUAUAUUCAUCAAUCAAGAAGAUAAUGGUGGAUAAUGAAUCGCCCAACAUACUAUUCAACCUGUUUAUGCAGUUGGCAACACAUCAGGAUGCUCACAUCAGACGUAUCUACAUCACAAUCACACAGCGACUAUUGUUAGUGGCCAAGUACAAGUACAAAGGAAAUGAGGCAACCAAAUCACAAGAGAUCAUUGACCUCUUCAAUGAUUGUAUAGUACGAAUAGCCAACGUCAGCAGUAUCGAGAAGGACGAAGACAACCUCAUCUACAUUGCAGACAUCCUAUUCGAUUUGAUCUACAGUAGGAAUGGAUCCAAAUCAUUGUACAUUAGGGACACGAUGCCAGACACCAACUUCUCAUUGUUCUUGAACAAUCAAUUCGUUAUCUCAACAAGUUUGCUAAAGUUGGUCAGUGUUGGCAUCAUCCACUACCUCUUCUCAAACAUCAGUCCAUCCAAUGACAAGUACUUUGAGCCAAGACUAGUAUUACUCCAUCUUCUUAUAAUGAGAUGUCGCGAUGCAGAGACCUUGGAGAAAGCAGGUGGAAUCAGUUUCUUCAAGUCUCUCAUGCAUGAUCCAUGUACACAGAUUGCAUAUCAUUCUAGCUACUUCCUUCUAUCACAAUUGGAAGCGGAGAGUCCUGAACAGUAUAGGAGUAUUCUGACACGAUUGCUUACCAAGGCACGUGAGAACAAUGAUGAGAAUCUGAUUUCCAAUCCAUUCUUCCAAGUGCAAGGUAUCAUUUCCAUGACUCACAAAUGA
Molecule: messenger RNA, 3090 nt
Organism: Acytostelium subglobosum LB1
Lineage: Eukaryota; Evosea; Eumycetozoa; Acytosteliales; Acytosteliaceae
Exons: 9
Coding region: 1-3090 (1029 amino acids)
Source: RefSeq, a predicted model, not a curated record